Molecule: messenger RNA, 2841 nt
Organism: Ailuropoda melanoleuca (giant panda)
Lineage: Eukaryota; Metazoa; Chordata; Mammalia; Carnivora; Ursidae
Gene: TREM1
Product: triggering receptor expressed on myeloid cells 1
Exons: 4
Coding region: 82-795 (237 amino acids)
Biological process (GO): neutrophil-mediated killing of gram-negative bacterium; neutrophil chemotaxis; cytokine production involved in immune response
Source: RefSeq, a predicted model, not a curated record
CCUGUUAUGCAACUUUUUGGAGCCUCUAGGUUAGAGUGUCCCAGGCACACCAGCGGCAGUUGGGGUUGGUGCACAUGAAGGAUGAGGAAUGCCAGGCUUCGGGGGCUGCUCUGGAUGCUCUUUAUCUCAGAACUCCAAGCUGCAACUAAACCACAUGAAGAAAAGUAUGUUUUAGCAGCGGGGGAGACCCUGAAUGUACAAUGUCCCUUCACCAUCUGGAAGUACGCCAAUAGCCGGAAAGCUUGGCAGAAGCUGAUGGAUAGAGGGGAGCCCCUGACACUUGCUUUCACACAGGGUGUUUCAGGGAAUCCCAGUCAAGUCCAGAUGGGCAGGUACUUCCUAGAAGACAUCCCCACUGAGGCCAUACUGAACGUCCAAAUGACCAACCUUCAAGUGGAGGAUUCAGGACUGUAUCAGUGUGUGAUCUAUCACCCUCCCAAGGACCCUGUCAUCCUGUCCCCCCUUGUCCGCCUGGUGGUGAUUAAGGGUCCUUUAGGCAGCACAGUCUCAGACAAGAAUCCUACCCAGAACUUGGCUCAGAUUUCCACCCUUCCUCCCACCACCACCAAGGCCCAGAGUACAGUCCUCAACAGCCCCAGGACUGUGACCCAACUCCUACCCAAAUCAACUGCUGACAUCUCCUCUCCUGGCUUUGGAGUCAACAUCACAAAUGAGACGGAUUUCACCAGCUAUGGUUUCAGUCAGAAUCCAGCCAGGGAAGCAGAAACCAGUGAGCUGUUUGAAAAAGAAAUGUUUUGUACAGGGAGCUAUUUGCCCAGGUCAUGGAAGAAGUGAGCUUCCAAUCUGGGCAUGGAUGAGGCUGGGGGCACCUCAGAGGAAGCCAUCAUCUCCUUGUCUUCAGGUGGGUUCCUAAGAAGUGGGCAGUGAGCAAAGUCUUGUGUAAAUGUAGGAAGUGAUCCCAGGUAAAUCCAUCCUGGAAGUGAGACCAGGAGAGAAGGAAGCUGAGUCCCACAGAGGGAAACUUUAGGGUUCAGUCCUGCAGGGGUUUUCUGGGACUUGUCUGUAUCAGAGGCUGGGGGAACUGGAGUAUUUAUACUCUCAAAUUUCCAGUCCUCUGUUAGGAGUGGCCCAGGGGCACAUGAAUUCCCAGGCACUGGGGUGGGGGCCAUGGUCUGGUGGCCUGUGUACAGCCUCAGAAAGGGGUGUGUGCUGGCCCUCAAAAGUGGACACACUCCAGGAGCUCUGCUCAUGAGAAUGUGAAAGGGCUGGGAGGACAGGGGAAACUUGAAGGUCAAGUUAGCCCAGCGGAGCUGGGACCUUGGAACCGUGGGCCGAACUGGUGCCACGGAGGGUGCUACUGUAAAUGACAGUGGUCAGGAGCUGUCAGGGACUUAACUCGACCAGCCACUAGGACAUGUAGUUCCAGGUGAUGGAGGAGAUGGAAGACAGGGAGGACGGGGCCCGGGAUGGGGGUGGGGGGGACUUCAGCAUAAAGGGCCUCUGCCGCUUUCUAUCGCCAUUCUGCCAUCUUUCCCUUCGAGAUCUUGCCCAUUUGCUUUUAAGUUUUGUAUGGUCAAAUGUGUUGAUUUUUAAAUUAUUGCUUUGCUGUAUUCCUUAAUGUGCUUGAUUCUAUUUCCUGGUGAUGUCCCUAGUUUUUUUUAUCCCCCCAUUUUAUUUAAAUCUUUAGUCUAUCUUGGGGAGGUGCAUUUUUCUAAAUGGUGUAUAAAUUGUACAAAAGAUGACUUUUUCUUCAUAUUAUGAUCCAGAUACCACAAGACUAUCUAUGAAACAAUGCUUGCCUAUCUCCUGGGCUGCCGAUUUCCUGAGGCUAAAUUCAGAUGUAACAUUAGGUCAAUAUCUGGGCUUCUCUUUGUUUCACUGCCACCUAUUACUCUUUUCACCCUGUGUCUUAUCAUGUGGAUUAGCUAUGCUGUAAUCUGUUUCCAUACCACUGAGGCUAGACAGGCCAUGCUUCCUCACUCAUGCAUAUCUCUUUCUUAUGGUAUCCAUUGAUGCUUUUUCAGGACUUUUAGAAUUAUUUCGCUAAAAUCUGUAAAACUUCAUGAUGGGAUUUGGGCAAGGAUUGGAUUCUUCUGGUUAUAGAUGGGGAAACAGAGGCCAGAGCAGUGAGGUGGCCCUCCCAGGAAGUAGGCCAUACUGCUGGGACUAGAAAUCAGGCCUCCUUGCUGGGUCUUCUCUCGCUGCUGCAUCCCAGUGAGGGAGAGGAGCCCAGGCAGCCUGCCCUUUCUCCCAGGUGCCUCUUCUGCAUAUGGGUUCUAUGCUCUUUACUAAAUAUAUUUCCAGUCAGUAGUUUUAGGCAAUGGGACACACUAAAGGCCCAGAGCCAGUCAGUAUGGGGACAGGUGCUAGAAGGGCUUAAGCAGAUAAGAGAAGGGGCGUGAAGGGCUUCUGUAAGCACUCAGGUGUGAGGUGGGCCGGUGCUAACAGCAGCUCACAUCUCUUCUUUCCCCCAGGGUUUCCGUGGGGUACAUCGUCAUUCUUGUGCUGUGUGGACUCCUGAGCAAGAGCCUGGUCUUCACUGUCCUGCUUGCCAUCACGCAGAGGUCAUUUGGACCCUAGGGCAGUGAAGCCAUGAGAAUGACCUCUGACCUCCAGCCACAUCCCUCUGGCAGUUGUUCCAGGGGAGCGAUGUGAAGGGGAAGGGAAGGAGGGGCAAUGACAUGAGUUGAAUCUGUAACACAGAUUAUUUCUAAGGCUCAUGUCCCACCUUCUCAGCCCUGCCAGCUCCCCUUGUUACACCAAUAAUCUUGGGUUUGUGUUUUGCCCACUCAGGAGAGAAGAUACAGCUGCCAACAUGCUCAUUCUACCAGUGGCUUGGGAUUUGCCUUAAAUAAAGAGGAGAGUCCAAUGCUCUUCACU